Molecule: messenger RNA, 1398 nt
Organism: Parnassius mnemosyne (clouded apollo)
Lineage: Eukaryota; Metazoa; Arthropoda; Insecta; Lepidoptera; Papilionidae
Source: the annotation of a GenBank genome assembly
AUGGUAACUGCUCUUAAUUUUAUAUUAUUUGUUUACUUUUUACCUUUGGGCACAUGCACAAUUUUUCCAUUUGUCUAUCCACGAUUGAAAUUAGAAGCCAAAGAGCCUAAAGCUGCUGGUGAUCCUUUAUUUCUCUCAACCUACAUAAAAAAUGGAAAUAUUUCACUGGCGCAAAAUAUGUCACGAGUAUUACUCACUGAAAAGAUAGGAUUUGAAAGUCACGCCGGAUUUCUUACCGUUAAUGACAUUUAUAAUUCAAAUUUGUAUUUUUGGUACUUCCCGCCCUUUUCGAAAAAUAGAAAAAGUCCUUUAAUCCUUUGGUUGCAAGGUGGUCCAGGUGGAAGUUCACUUUUUGGCUUAUUUACUGAAGUUGGUCCGCUUGUAGCCAAAGAAGGUGGAUUCGGGUUAAGAAAACAUAAUUGGGCACUUAAUAAUCAUGUUAUUUUUAUUGAUAACCCUGUUGGCACUGGAUUCAGUUUUACCGAAAAAGAUCAAGGUUACUGUACUGAUGAGAAUUGUAUAGCGAAAAACCUUUAUGAAGCUUUACAACAGUUCCUUACUUUAUUUCCCAGUCUGAGGAAUAAUGAUUUUUAUAUCACUGGUGAAUCCUAUGCAGGCAAAUAUAUACCAUCGUUAGCAUUGUACAUACAUAAUAAAAAUAAUGAAGCCAAGGAAAAGAAAAUAAACUUACAAGGUUUAGCACUAGGAAAUGCAUACUGUGAUCCAGUUAACCAAAUAGAUUACGGAAAUUAUUUAUAUCAGCAUGGUUUAUUGGAUGAAAAUCAACGAAAUGUUUUCAUAGAUUUUCAAUCUAGCAUUGCAGCGGCCAUAAAUAAAGGAAAUUGGGUGCAAGCUGAUAUAUUAAUGGAUAAAUUGAUGGAUGGAGAACUUACGAAUGUUUCAUACUUUAAAUCUUUUACCGGAUUCGAUUACUAUUAUAAUUUCAUGAAGGCGGAAGACGAUGAAAACAUGACCGUUUUCAUUAAUCUAAUUCAUAACGACAAAGUAAGACGCAGCAUUCACGUGGGGGGUUUGCCGUUUCAUUCUGGAGAAGAAGUGCAACUACAUUUAGUGUACGAUUUAUUAAAAUCAGUCGCGCCGACAAUAGAAGAGCUUCUUUCACAUUACAAAAUGAUGUUUUACAAUGGGCAACUUGACAUAAUCGUAGCAUACCCGUUAACAGAAAAUUUCUUAAAGAAGCUGAACUUCUCGGCCGCGGAAGAGUAUAAACACGCUCCUCGUAAUAUAUGGGUAGUAGAUGGUGAUAUAGCUGGGUAUGUCAAGAAGGCUGGUAAUCUAACAGAUGUAUUGAUCCGUAACGCAGGGCAUAUGGUCCCACAUGAUCAGCCUAAAUGGGCGUUAGACAUGAUAACGAAGUUUAUCAGCGGCAAGUUUUAA